GGAAACUAAUAGUUGCCCCUUCAGGAGAGGUAUGGAACUAUGGAUGGCCGCCUUUUAAUGAGGCCUCUCUCUAUCUCUCUUGUAUUCUCACUCUCUGAUUCUUACCCCUCUCUGUAACCUAGUUGCCGAGGGACUGGUAGGCUGCCAUGACUGCGCCUACGCUGACCAGAAGCUCCACAUUCACCUUCUCCCAUGUCCUUAUUCGGCUCUCUACUCAAAAUGCUCUCUCUCUCCCUCUCUCUUCCCGAAAGAAGCAAAUCCAUAUUUUUCAGACUGAAAUCCCCUUCCUUUUCUUCUCUCUCAUUUCCUACAAUUGUUAACGACACCAAAGAAGCAGAUAAAACUAUCGCACGCUUAGGUGUUCUUGGUAGCAGGCUUGGCAACAUAGUGAAAGAGCUUGACGAUGCCCUAAUCAAGAGAACAAGGAAUGCAAACCCACCAAAAACCCUGAUUAAAAGAGACCCAAAUCACACUUUCACUUCCUCUAAAGAAGAAGAAGAGAAUUCGACGAGUGGAGAGGUAAUUGAGGUAUCGCAUCCAUGGCCAGAGUGGAUUGCUUUCGUAGACUCUCUGGUUCAAGGGAAUUACUUUUGCGACAGUGGGUUCGCGAGCGAGAUGUGUUUCUCGCCUAAUUCGUCCAAUGGGGAUUCCCCUUGUGAUGAGAAGAGUCUCACAGUGUUGGCUAAGGGGUUCUCGAAUUUUGGCAGAGAUCGGUCUGACUUGAUAAGAUAUUUAUCUAAAAGAGAUAUUCAGAUUAUGGUGGAACCCGGCUGCCUCAGUCUGAAUCCUAAGGUUAUCACUUCAAGCAAGCGUCUGAGGGCUUAUGUCCAUCUUAAUGAAGGAGACGUUUGUUGCAAAUGCCAUUUAAGGGGCUCGUGCACCAAGUCCUUUGUUAUUCCUAAACAAAAGGAAUCAGCUCGAACCAUCGAUGUGCUAAGACUUUUGUUUCUGUAUGGUUCUGAUCUUCAUAGUCUAUUAACUAAUGGCAGUCUUGAAACGAGGAAGAAUAUCAAGGAAUCUAUCCGUAAACUGCUGCAUCAAAUAGUCGAUUUGAGUAAGCUUCCCCUUGAGAAGGAUGAAAAAGGUUAUCAGCAUCCAACUGGAAAGGUUGGCCGUGAUGAAAUUGAAAUGAGGAAGGGAGAUUGGCUUUGUGAGAAGUGUGAGUUCAUGAACUUUGCAAAGAACAAGAAAUGUUUGCAGUGUGGUGAGCACCAUCCAAAGAGAAAGCUGAAACCAGGAGAGUGGGAGUGCGUGGGAUGUGGCUACAUUAAUUACAGAAGAAACUUGUUUUGCCACAAGUGUGAAUGCAACAGGCCAAAGGAAUCGGAUCGUUAUGUCAAUGCAGAUUCGAUCGACGAUAGCAUACAGUAUAGGGAGUGGAAGUGGAAGUGGAAGAAAGUGAGUGAAGAAGAUGAGGCCUUAGCAGUCCAAUCAGAAGGGCAGAGAGCUCCACUGUCUGAGUCCUUACCAUAUUGAAGCGGUGAAGGAUCGGGUAUAUCUAGAUGCUGAUGAUGAUGAAAUCAAUACAAAAAUUAGGACGAGGUUGGCAUCAUAUAAUGAAGAGGACAUGGAUUUUGAAUGAGUUCGCAGUUGCCAAUCUCUCCCGUUUUGCACCAAGCUGCAUACUUGUAAUAUUGAUGUGGUUGGAUUACUAGUGAGAUUAUGAGCUCAUGCCAUCUGCCAUUCUUUAAUGUUUGAAUGUGGAAAGCGUGUUUUAGAAAA
Molecule: messenger RNA, 1722 nt
Organism: Amborella trichopoda
Lineage: Eukaryota; Viridiplantae; Streptophyta; Magnoliopsida; Amborellales; Amborellaceae
Product: zinc finger protein VAR3, chloroplastic
Cellular component (GO): cytoplasm
Molecular function (GO): mRNA binding
Source: RefSeq, a predicted model, not a curated record